Messenger RNA from Meloidogyne enterolobii, 738 nucleotides. The record is from the annotation of a GenBank genome assembly. Lineage: Eukaryota; Metazoa; Nematoda; Chromadorea; Rhabditida; Meloidogynidae.
CUCUUAUUAUCUUACCUUAUAUUUAACUUAUUAUACAAGCAAAUCUCAUUUUUAGAUACCUCAAAAAGACCUCCUACAUUUGAAUGCCACUUUGGAAAAUCUUUGAAAAUUAAUAAUAAAAUGACUCCUAAUAGUAUGCCCCCUGGUAAAUGCCCCCUAAUAGAAUGCCCGUUCAACAGAAGAUAUCUUCCCCUCUCCAGCAGUGGUCGGUUGGAAAUGAUGAAGGUGUCGGAAAUCGGAACUGUCGGAAAUUGGAAAUGGCUCAUAAGUCGGAACUCGAAAAUUGGAAAGCAGCCUAAAUUUUCGGAAAUCGGAAUUCCGACCGACCCCUGCUCUCCAGUUGAAUGUGCCACCAUAUGAUAGAAUGCCAUUUUGGAAGGUGACUAAAAAACGAGGGCAUUCAACGGUAGCUUAUGUAGACUUAACAUUAUUGCCCGUAUGUGUCCGCAAAUAUCGUCCGCAAAUGAAUUGUUUUUUCAAUUUAAAAAUUUCUUCAAUAAAUUUAAGACAGAAAUUGUUAAAUUUAAAAAUGAUAUCAAGACUGAAAAUGAAAAAGGCAUAAAAGAAGUUAAUGAAGAAACUGAUAAGAUUAAUAAUGAUUUUGAUGCCUUAAAGAGGGAACUUGCUGUAGUUAAGUUUUAUGUUGGUGGGAUGUUUUUUGCAUUUAUUGGAGGGUGCUUUAUUAUUUUUAUUGCAAUCUUGGAACUUUUAAAUCGUAUUGCCGCCGAACGGAAAUAA